CGCCGCCUUAGAUCGCCCGAGCCGGGCGAAUCUCGUCGUGCAGCACCAAUUUUCUGCCUCCUGGGGCGAGUAGGCCGAUCACCAUGGAUAUCGGCAAGCGGAUGAUGGAGAAGUGGGGCUGGGCCAAGGGCCAAGGCCUGGGCAAGGACAACCGGGGCAUGACCAGCUGCCUGGUGCUGCGGAAGGAUUCGGGCAGCACCACCCAGGGCCGCAUCGAGAGCGUGGCGCCCACAGAGGAGCCAGCGCUCAUUCAAGAGGCAGCGAGCCUCGCGGCGCAGUCUUUGCUCAGCUCCCUUGGAGCAGAGCUGGGCGUGGCCAUGCCGGAUCCGCCGCCGCCCGCCCAGCCGCCGCUGCCUCGGGAGCAGCCGCCCCCGGAGCCGCCAGCGGAGCAGCCGCGGAAGCGGAAGACUCGCUGGGAUGACGGCGAAGCCGCCGUGGAUGCCGCCAUCGCAGCUGCUGCAGCCGCAGCGCAGAUGCAGCUGGUCCCGCAAGGUUCCAUACCUGUGGCGCCAAGCCGGGAGCCCAUGUUCCUGGGGGCGCCCCCUGCCGCGCCCACCAGCAACCCCAACUUCGGCGUGAACGCCUCCAGCACGCAGAAGCCGCGGAUUCCGUACAUGUGGCCCAAGCACAUGGACGACUGGCGAUGGAGCAAAGGAUUUGAGGCGACCUAUUGCUUCGAGGAGGUGGGCUUGCCACACGCGAUGCUGGAGGUGGCGCGAAGGAUCCUGGGCCAGGGCUCCCGCUUCCCCACGCGGGUGGCGGACGCCAGCGACUGCAACGUGGAAGUCACCGCCUGGGGUUCCUUGCUGGUCCGGCCAAAGGGCACCGGAGGUGACAUCGAGAAGGCGAAGAAGAUGCUCUUCGAGGUGCUGCACCCUGCGGCGGAGGCGCUGCGAUCGGAGGCGUUCAUGGUGGAGAAGGACGCGCCGGACAGCAACCCCGACGCUGAGGCGGUGGGCCCUCGCGGUCUAGUGGCUGAGGACAAGGACAAGGAGCUUCUGGCGAACCAGAAGAAGCGGCGGAUCGGUCUGGGGGCAGCGGAAGGCGAGGGCGAGGUGGACAUGUCCCCGCUGGACUCUGUGGUGGUGCCUUUGGCCACCAUGGAGGACAUGAUGUGCAUACAGAAGCACAUCAACGACCUGCAGAUUGCCACAGGCGUGUCCCCGCUGCUCCGGGACUUCUCGCUGCACCUCCACGGCGCCCAGAAGAAGUUGCUCCGCGCGCAGCAGCUGGUGCAGACUCUCCUGGAGACGGGGGAGUGGGUCGCCUUCUCCGAAGCCUUUGUGCUGUCGGAGGAGACCAAGCAGAAGCGCCGCGCCGGGGACGGGCCGUCCACACAGCUGCUCAUCAAGCUGCAGGAAUCUGCCGCCAUCAAGGUCCUGGAGAAGCAUCUGACUUCCAUGGAGCUUGCCGCGGAGGCCGACCAGCUGAAGCUCACCUCCAAGCCGGUGGCGGGCAAGCGCACGCUGAUGGUGGAGGGGCCGCCCAAGGCCCACGAGCGCGUGAAGCUCAUGGUGAAGGAACUCCUGGAGAAAGGUGCGUCGCCGAUGCUCACCAAGUUCCUGAACGGCUCCAAGGCCGGCACCGGACGUCACAACAUGGCACAGGACUGGGGCCCUUCCACCUCCCUACACGGGGUGGCGCCGCCGGCCAUCUCCGUGAGCAGUUCUGUGGCGCCCGGCGUCAUCGCCGCGCCUCCGGUCUUGGCAAAGCCACCGGAAGUGAAGGCGGAGGUGAAGGCGGAAGUCAAGGCGGAGGUGAAGGAGGAGGUGAAGGUGAAGGAGGAGGUCAAAGUCAAGGAGGAGGUGAAGGAAGAGCCGCUUUCGGACGAGGAGGGGCCCAAGAAGGAGUUGCCCAAGAAGGAGUUGCCCAAGCUGGCGGCCAACUUCCGGUUGCUGGCGGCCCCCAAGAGGAUGAAGGCGGCCAAGGGAAAGGCGAAACCGCCCACCGAGGCAGUCACCGUGGAGGACCUCUUUGCUGGGCUACCCCUGCCCGAGGAAGCAUCCGCGGCAUCCGCGCCUGCGCCGCUGGUGGAUGCUUUCUGCGAUGGCAUCACAGAGCGCCAGAUGCAGCAGUGCCGGGGAGAGCGGGGCCGCCAUGGCGACGAGAGGUUUCCUCCUCCCCACUUCCCAGAACCUUACAAAGGCGAGGCCGAAGAUCGACCUGCAGAAGAUGUGGAGGCCUCGGCUGAAGGCUUGGCGCCAGUCGCUUCCCCCAAGGGGAUGGAGCGGGUGCGUAUGGAGCAGAUCAGCGCAGGACCCGUAGACUUUGUGGCCAGGUGUGUACAGGGCCUCUUCGCCGGGCGCUUCAUUUACAUCAACCGGACGCCACAAGGGGAGCUCUUCGGCAGCGACCGCAACAGCAAUGCUGUCACGAUGUACAUCGAGAAUGCGGGGCUGUCACCAAGCCAUGCGGAGAUCAAGUUCAACGGGCAAACGUGUCAGUACUUCCUCCGGGAUGCUGGAAGCACGGACGGGACCUGGGUGCGAAUCAGAUGGAACCGAUCCGUGGAGAUCGGCCCGGGCCAAGAGAUCAGGAUCGGGGACUCUUUGAUCGAAGUGCGGCAAGGGAAGGAGAUCACAGAAGCUGAGGAGGUGGAGCAGUGGCUUUCGACCUACCAGCUUCAACGCUUCGCGCCGCUGCUCAGCGAGAAAGGCUUCGGGAGCCUCAGCUCGGUGCGGCAGCGCCUGCUGCAGGAGCUGCAGUCGAUGCUCAGCGCUGAGCUCUCCAACGAGGACUACCAGUCCAUCGAGAUGGCUGCCAAGGAGCUCGAUAGGACCGGAACCACCGCGCUCGGCGGUAACUUCGAAUCCUAG
Molecule: messenger RNA, 2816 nt
Organism: Effrenium voratum
Lineage: Eukaryota; Dinophyceae; Suessiales; Symbiodiniaceae
Source: the annotation of a GenBank genome assembly